Molecule: messenger RNA, 9325 nt
Organism: Talpa occidentalis (Iberian mole)
Lineage: Eukaryota; Metazoa; Chordata; Mammalia; Eulipotyphla; Talpidae
Gene: SDK1
Product: sidekick cell adhesion molecule 1
Exons: 45
Coding region: 1-6534 (2177 amino acids)
Molecular function (GO): protein binding
Source: RefSeq, a predicted model, not a curated record
AUGGUCCGGGGCGCCCGGCCGGCGCCCGGAGGCGGCGCGGCGGGCCCGGGGCGGCCGCGGGGGUCCCCGCCCGGCGCCGAGCCCCGGGGUGAGGACGAGGCGGCCGCGGGGAGGCGCGGCGGGCGGCCGACGGCAAAGUUGAGCGCGGGCCGCCGGCGCGGAUGGUGGGCGCUGCUGGCGCUCCAGCUGCACUUGCUCCGGGCGCUGGCGCAAGAUGAUGUUGUGCCAUAUUUUAAAACGGAGCCAGGCCUACCACAGAUCCAUCUGGAAGGAAACCGCCUUGUUCUCACUUGCCUUGCUGAAGGGAGCUGGCCUUUGGAGUUCAAGUGGAUGCUCAAUGACAGUGAGCUCACCACCUACACCAGCGAAUAUAAGUAUAUUAUUCCAUCUUUACAGAGACAUGAUGCUGGUUUUUACCGCUGUGUGGUACGAAACAGAAUGGGAGCACUCUUGCAAAGAAGAUCGGAAGUUCAAGUUGCAUAUAUGGGAAAUUUCAUAGCUACAGACCAGAGGAGAACAGUUUCUCAAGGCCAUGCAGCUGUUCUCAACUUAUUGCCUAUCACCAGCUGCCCCAGACCUCAAGUGACUUGGUUCAGAGAAGGGCACAAGAUUAUUCCAAGCAACAGAAUAGCCAUCACACUGCAGAAUCAACUGGUCAUACUUGCAGCCACAGCUGGAGAUGCAGGGGCCUACUACGUGCAGGCCGUCAACGAGCGGAACGGGGAGAACAAGACCAGCCCAUACAUUUCCUUGACUGUAGCAGGAGAUGUUGGUACACCUGAAACCAUGGCACCCAUCAUUGUGAUUCCCCCAGGAAACAGCAGUGUGGUAGCUGGGUCCAGCGAGGUCACCUUGGAAUGCAUAGCCAAUGCCAGGCCUGUUGAGGAGCUGAGUGUGAGCUGGAAAAGAAAUGGAGUGAGACUCACCAGUGGGCUUCACAGCUUUGGGAGACACCUCACCAUCAACAAUCCCACAUCUUCAGACACCGGGGUGUAUGUUUGUGAGGCGACACUAAGAGGAAGCACUUUUGAGCCUGCUAGGGCGAGAGCCUUCCUCUCUAUCAUAGAGCCGCCGUAUUUUACUGCUGAACCUGAGAAUCGGAUUUUAGUUGAAGUAGAGGAAACCGUGGACAUCGUGUGCCGAGCUAUGGGGGUCCCUCUUCCUAUCCUCCGAUGGUACAAGGAUGCCGUGUCCAUCAGCAAGCUCCAGAAUCCUCGGUACAAAGUGCUCCCCAGUGGAGUCCUGCGCAUCCAGAAGCUGAGUCCAGGGGACUCUGGAAUCUUCCAGUGUUUUGCCAGUAAUGAAGGAGGGGAGAUCCAGACCUACACCUACCUGGAUGUCACCAAUGUUGCACCAACCUUCACUCAGCUUCCAGUGGACACCACAGUUACAGAUGGGAUGACAGCUGUGUUAAGGUGUGAGGUGUCUGGGGCUCCCAAACCUGCCAUCACAUGGAAGAGAGGAAACCACAUUUUGGCCAGCGGCUCCGUACGGAUUCCUAGGUUCAUGCUCCUGGAGUCUGGGGGUCUGCAGAUAGCCCCUGUCUUUGUCCAGGAUGCUGGCAACUACACCUGCUAUGCAGCCAACACAGAGGGCUCCCUGAAGGCGUCUGCAGCGCUCACUGUGUGGAAUCGAACAUCCAUUGUCGACCCUCCCGAGGACCUGGUCGUGAUUAAGGGAACCACCGCCACGCUACGCUGCACAGCCACUCAUGACCCCCGGAUUUCUCUCCGCUACAUCUGGAAGAAGGACAACGUGGCCCUCACCCCAUCUAGCAGUUCCAGAAUUGUGGUGGAGAAAGAUGGGUCCCUCCUCAUUAGCCAGACGUGGUCAGGUGACAUCGGAGACUACACCUGUGAAAUUAUCUCCCAGGGUGGGAACGACUCCAGAACAGCCCGACUGGAAGUGAUUGAACUACCUCACUCGCCUCAGAACCUCCUGGCCAGCCUGAAUUCCUCCCACAGCCACACUGUGGUGCUCUCUUGGGUUCGACCCUUUGAUGGAAACAGCCCUGUUCUUUAUUACAUUGUGGAGCUGUCUGAAAACAACUCUCCAUGGAAAGUGCAUCUGUCAGAUGUUGGCCCCGAGAUGACAGGCGUCACCGUACAUGGUCUGACCCCAGCUCGCACCUAUCAAUUCAGGGUGUGUGCCGUGAAUCAAGUGGGGAAGGGCCAGUACAGCACAGAGACAAGCAGGUUGAUGUUACCUGAAGAACCACCCAGCGCCCCCCCGAAAAAUAUAGUGGCCAGUGGACGGACAAAUCAGUCUAUCAUGGUCCAGUGGCAACCACCCCCAGAAACAGAGCACAAUGGGGUGCUACGUGGGUAUAUCCUCAGGUACCGCCUGGCCGGCCUGCCUGGAGAAUACCAGCAGAGGAACAUCACCAGCCCAGAAGUGAACUACUGCCUGGUGACAGAGCUGAUUAUCUGGACGCAGUAUGAAAUACAGGUGGCUGCUUACAACGGGGCUGGACUGGGUGUCUUCAGCAGGGCUGUGACUGAGUAUACCUUGCAAGGAGUGCCUACAGCGCCCCCACAGAAUGUACAGACGGAAGCUGUGAAUUCCACGACCAUUCAGUUCCUGUGGAAGCCUCCCCCUCAGCAGUUCAUCAAUGGCAUCAACCAGGGAUACAAGCUUCUAGCAUGGCCAGAAGAUGCCCCUGAGGUUAUCACUGUAGUCACCAUUGCUCCUGAUUUCCAUGGAGUCCACCAUGGGUUCAUAACUAACUUGAAGAAGUUUACUGCUUACUUCACAUCAGUUCUGUGUUUCACCACUCCAGGGGAUGGGCCUCCAAGCACUCCUCAGCUCAUCUGGACUCAUGAAGACAAGCCAGGAGCUGUGGGACAUCUGAGUUUCACAGAGAUUCUGGACACAUCUCUCAAGGUCAGCUGGCAGGAGCCUCUGGAGAAAAACGGCAUCAUUACAGGCUAUCAGAUUUCCUGGGAGGUGUAUGGUAAGAACGACUCUCGUCUCUCACACACUCUAAAUAGCACAACUCACGAAUACAAGAUCAAAGGACUGUCCUCUCUCACCACCUACACCAUCGACGUGGCUGCUGUUACUGCUGUGGGGCCCGGCCUGGCAACAUCAUCCACCAUUUCUUCUGGAGUGCCUCCAGAACUUCCUGGUGCCCCAUCCAAUUUGGUCAUUUCCAACAUCAGCCCUCGCUCUGCUACUCUUCAGUUCCGACCAGGCUACGAUGGGAAGACAUCCAUCUCCAGGUGGAUUGUAGAGGGGCAGGUAGGAGCCAUCGGUGAUGAAGAGGAGUGGGUCAGCCUCUACGAGGAAGAGAAUGAGCCCGAUGCCCAGACCCUGGAGAUCCCAAACCUCACACCCUACACUCACUACAGAUUUCGAAUGAGGCAGGUGAACAUCGUUGGUGCCAGUCCCUUCAGCCAGUCAUCCCGGGUCAUCCAGACGCUGCAGGCCCCUCCUGACGUGGCUCCCACCAGCAUCACUGUCAGGACCGCUAGUGAGACCAGCCUGCGGCUCCGCUGGGUGCCCCUGCCUGAUUCCCAGUACAAUGGGAACCCCGAGUCGGUGGGCUACAGGAUUAAGUACUGGCGCUUGGACCUCCAGUCUUCAGGGCUGGCCCAAGUCAUCAACGAUCGGCUGGAGAGGGAGUGCACCAUCGAGGAACUGGAGGAGUGGACGGAGUACGAGCUGCAGAUGCAAGCGUUCAACGCCAUUGGGGCCGGGCCCUGGAGCGAGGCAGUCCGGGGCCGGACGCGGGAGUCAGUUCCUUCAGCCGCACCUGAAAACGUGUCAGCUGAGGCUGUCAGCUCCACCCAAAUUUUACUGACAUGGGCUUCGGUGCCUGAACAGGAUCAAAAUGGGCUCAUACUGGGUUACAAGAUCCUGUUCCGGGCCAAAGAUCUGGACUCUGAGCUCCGAAGUCACGUCGUGCGAGGGAACCAUACGCAGUCUGCGUUGCUGGCAGGCCUGCGGAAGUUUGUGCUGUAUGAGCUCCAGGUGCUGGCCUUCACCCGCAUCGGGAAUGGGGUCCCCAGCUCGCCCCUCCUCCUAGAGCGAACCAAAGAUGACGCCCCAGGCCCACCGGUGAGGCUGGUGUUCCCCGAAGUUCGGCUCACGUCAGUGCGGAUCGUGUGGCAGCCCCCAGAAGAGCCCAACGGCAUCAUUCUGGGGUACCAGAUUGCCUACCGCCUGGCCAGCAGCAGCCCUAACACAUUCACCACUGUGGAGGUCGGUGCCACCGUGAGGCAAUUCACGGCCACUGAAUUGGCCCCAGAGUCAGCCUACAUCUUCAGGCUGUCGGCCAAAACCAGGCAGGGCUGGGGGGAGCCACUGGAAGCCACGGUCAUCACCACUGAGAAGAGAGAGCGUCCUGCACCCCCCAGAGAGCUCCUGGUACCCCAGGCAGACGUGACGGCUCGUAGUCUUCGGCUCCAGUGGGUCCCGGGCAGCGACGGGGCCUCUCCCAUCCGGUACUUCACAGUGCAGUUGCGGGAGCUUCCCGGAGGAGACUGGCAGACCUAUUCCUCGUCCGUCAGCCACGAGGCCACCGCCUGUGCCGUAGAAAGGCUGAGGCCCUUCACUUCCUACAAGCUGCGCCUGAAAGCCACCAAUGACAUCGGGGACAGCGACUUCAGCACCGAGACAGAGGCGGUGACCACGCUGCAGGAUGUUCCAGGAGAACCUCCAAGUUUCAUCUCAGUGACACCGCACACCACCUCCUCUGUUCUGAUCCAGUGGCAGCCUCCGAGGGACGAGAGCCUGAAUGGCCUUCUGCAGGGGUACAGGAUCUACUACCGGGAGCUGGAGGCUGAGGCAGCCUCAGGCAGCGAGUACAAGACCCUCCAGACACCAUCUGCAUUACGAGCAGAGCUCACAGCCCAAAGCAGCUUCAAGACUGUGAACAGCAGCUCCACAUUAACGACGUAUGAAUUAACACAUCUAAAGAAAUACCGCCGCUACGAAGUGGUGAUGACCGCCUACAACAUCAUAGGCGAGAGCCCGGCCAGCGCGCCUGUGGAGGUCUUCGUGGGCGAGGCAGCCCCGGCCAUGGCCCCGCAAAAUGUCCAGGUGAACCCGCUCACGGCCAGCCAGCUGGAGGUGACGUGGGACCCGCCGCCACCCGAGAGCCAGAACGGAAACAUCCAGGGCUACAAGAUUUAUUAUUGGGAGGCAGACAGCCAGAACGAAACGGAGAAAAUGAAAGUCCUGUUCCUGCCGGAGACCACGGUGAAGCUGAAGAACCUGAGCAGCCACACCAAGUACCUGGUCAGCAUUUCCGCCUUCAAUGCUGCCGGCGACGGGCCGAGAAGCGGCCCCAAGCAGGGGCGCACGCAUCAGGCGGCUCCUGGGACCCCAAGCUUUUUGGCAUUUUCAGAAAUAACCUCUACCACACUUAAUGUCUCAUGGGGCGAGCCGGUGGCUGCCAAUGGCGUCCUGCAGGGCUAUCGCGUGGUCUACGAGCCCUUAGCACCUGUGCAAGGGGUUAGCAAGGUGGUGACAGUGGAUGUGAAAGGGAAUUGGCAGCGCUGGCUAAAGGUGCGGGAUCUCACCAAAGGAGUGACCUAUUUCUUCCGUGUGCAAGCGCGGACCAUUACCUACGGGCCUGAGCUGCAAGCGAAUGUCACCGCCGGGCCAGCCGAGGGUUCUCCAGGCUCCCCUAGAGAUGUCCUGGUCACCAAAUCUGCCUCUGAACUGACCCUGCAGUGGACAGAGGGCAACGCCGGCCGGGCACCUACCACGGGCUACGUCAUAGAGGCCAGGCCCUCAGAUGAAGGUCUGUGGGACAUGUUCGUGAAGGACAUUCCCCGGAGUGCUACAUCCUACACCCUCAGUCUGGAUAAGCUCCGGCAAGGAGUGACUUACGAGUUCCGGGUGGUGGCUGUGAAUGAGGUGGGCUUUGGGGAGCCCAGCAGCCCCUCCACAGCUGUGUCAGCUCAAGUGGAAACCCCCUUCUACGAGGAAUGGUGGUUCCUCCUGGUGCUGGCUCUGUCCAGCCUGAUCCUCCUCCUGCUGGCGGUGUUUGCCCUGGUCUUGCACGGGCAGAAUAAGAGGUACAAGAACUGCGGCACAGGGAAGAGCAUCUCCAACAUGGAGGAGUCCGUGACACUGGAUAAUGGAGGAUUCGCUGCCUUAGAACUCAACAGCCGCCACCUCAAUGUCAAGAACACCUUCUCAAAAAAGAACGGGACCAGGUCCCCACCACGGCCGAGCCCUGGCGGGCUGCACUACUCAGACGAGGACAUCCACCACAAGUACAACGGCACAGCACUGAGUGAAAGUGGGAAUCUCAAGGAGAAGUCGGUGGAUGCUUCAGAAUCGGAGGCCACCGACUCGGAGUACGAGGACGCGCCCCCGCAGCACUCCUUCGUCAACCACUACAUGAGCGACCCCACCUACUACAACUCGUGGAAGCGCCGCACCCCGCACCGGUACGAGGCGGUGGCGGGCGGAGAGGCGGGGCCGCACCUGCACACCGUGGUGACCACGCAGAGCGCCGUGUUCGCGCCCCCCGGCCCCGGCACCCGGACUCCCCUCACCGGCUUCUCCUCCUUCGUGUGAGCCCGGCCGCCCGGGGGGAGGAGGCGAACUCUGGAGUCUAUUUUUGUUAAGACAAUCAACUCCACUAACGGAGCCCGAGUUUUUGUUUAAAAACAAAUUCUGAUACGUGCUGAUUUUACCUACUUGUGAACACUAGAUUUCAAUCCAGAAGGUUUUUUUAACGGCUUUUUGUACCAUCGCUGCAGGAAGCGGGUUUCUUUCUUUUUUCUUUUCUUUUUACGAGAAGGUGUAUUUCACUGGUGCAAUGGCUUGGCACCCCGGACUUCGGAAGACCUCAGACCUCCCAGUCCUGGGCUGCUUCAUCCCGGGGGCCCAGCGAGGAAGAUGGAGGGGGAGCGGGGAGACCCCCCUCCCGCAGGCAGGCCCUCCUCCCUCCUCCCUCGGCCUCCUCUGCCUCCGGCCCGGCGCACCGACUCCAUCCUGCAGGGCCAAGGGCUCCAGGCUCAGGCGUGGGGUUUGAUGAACGAAUGUUUGACCUGGGCUCAGUGCUUCCUGACCCACUGCAUCCAUUUCUGGAAUGUUCUGUCAGCAGUUUCUAGGCGAGGGAAUCAGCUGUGAGGUUUCUAGCAACCAGCGGGGACCAAGGGGCAUCUCCUGACGCUGGGAUGGCUCAGCGGCCCGGUGUGUCCUUCCAAUGCUGAAAUAUUCGGGACGUUUUUCUUUCUUUCUUUCAAUCCAGUAGUGCAGGACAGGAGACCUCCCCUGCGGCGGAAGCCAUCACAGCGGCCCUUAGCGAGCUCGCUCCUGUCCUGAGCACGCCGUGCAGCCCAAACGCUGCCGGAGAGGAAACAGAGUGGCGUUUGCAGAGUCGCUGGUGGUGUACGGAGUGUGCAUUGUUAACCAGAGUAUUUUUUAAAUCUUUUUAUCUUUUUUUAAAAGAUGUCACAUGAAAUGAAUGAGUCUUUGCUGUCUCCAGGUGCCUUUUUAUUAAUUAUUUAGCUUUGUACAUGAGAAAAGCGACAGUGUCUCCAAAUAAAGCAAAGCAGCUCUGAGAACACGAGGUCCUAGUCGCGCGCCCCCCAGGUCCUCCUGUGUGAGGAACUGGCCUCCACCCCAGUCCGGUCUUAGGUCUGCUUGUCUGCCUCCCGCUGCUUCUUGAACCCCCAGUGCUGCUGUCCCUGCCCCCCUCAGAGGCCAGCUUUUAGCCUUAACAGGUUUUCUGGAAGCUUUUUUCCUUUAAUUGUUAGGGUUUUGUUUUCAUUUUUAGCAAAAGGAAAAUAGCAUGAAAUAAUUUGAAAAGUUUAAAGUCCAAACUAGCUCUCCUCCAGCCCAUCCCAUUAUUAUUGCAACAGAGGUCUGGGGUGGCUGGGGUGUGGGUGGUCAGUCCCCCAGCUCAGAGCCCAGGUCUAGAGGUCACAGAAGUGCUGUUAGUGCGGCACCCUGCGAGCCCCCACAUCCCUCUGGCCAGCCAGAGUGUAGCCAAGCAAGACACACACCCACUCUACCUACAUCCCCCAAGCGCAGGGGAGCAAGGCAGGAUACAGGGGGGGUCCUCCCAGGUGAUCAGUGCCUAAAGAUGGGGUACGGUGGGGCCCAGCGGUGUUGAGGCCACUAGUAGAGCACAUGGUCUGUGCGUGGCCCUCUCCCUGCACCUCCAGGGUGGAGGGGUGACUUGACCCUCUGCCUUCACAGUUGCUGGAUGUGGCCCCAGGAGACCAAGGAGAGUUUUGUGUUGGAUGGAAAAUCUCUGCAGUUUUUUUCAAAAAUAAAGAGUGUGGAAAGUCUCCUUUCUUUCUCUCUCCCCUGCCCUCCCUCCUUCCACGCCUUCUGUCCUGCUCUUUCUGAGUGGAGGGGAAUAUAUUCUAAACCAAAAAUCUUAGAUGCUCUGCCCAAAGCCACUUUCGCAUGAGAAUUUCUCCACCCACCCACCCCCUAAUGUCCCGACCACUGCACAGGACCCACCUGGGGGACCCACCUCCUUCCCCUCAGCCCCAAAGUGGACAGGAAACCGCGUCGCUGCAGCGGGAACUCCUGGAAGACAAGCGAUCGGUGGAAACGUGGACAGACACUGCCUUCCGUGCACUUUGACUGCCUCCUAAGCCAUACGGACAUUGCUUUAACUAAUGGGGAAAUGCUGGACCAUCCUAGGAUGCGGACAGUUCGGUUUGAGGUGUGUUUUUGCUUUUGGGUUUUUGUGACAACAACAUGACACCUUUUUAUUCAGGCUCAUAUUUCCUGUGUUCUCUCUACUUUCAGUAAACUUUUUGGUAUGGCAUUGUCUGUACGAGGUUGCACUGGCACUGGCUGCUGAUGGACUGUUAACAUUCUCACCCCGUCCUGUCGCCGCGGCCCCUGGCCCAAGAGAGCCGCCUCCUUCCCAGAGCGCUGUGGGCUUUGGCAAGUGUCCACCCCCCGCCUUUCAUCUUUAGGGAGGGAAAACAAGUCACAAUAGGAGAAUGGACACUGGAUUUUAAUCUCAGUUCUGGAAUAAAGGACAAGCCACCUUUCCUUUACCAAGGCCAAGGGAAAUGUCCUCUCUUCGCCUGCUUCUGGAGCGUGGCAUUUAGGUGCCUCACAGUGAACAGCAGCCGCGUCCUCCCUGGAAGACCUUCAUCCGUCUCGUCUCGGAGAGUGUGGGGUGAGCUGCCCUUCCAGGCGAGGGGUGCAGAGAAGCAGCAGGAGGCGCCAGGCUCUCUGUCUGAGCUGCAGGGGUGGUGUGCAGGUCUCAGCUCGCCAUGAGGGCCCCCAGGGCACAAGUCUCCAGAGAAGUGAGCCCUCAGGGCAGAGCUGUGGGUGUCCCUGUGCCCCCUGUGGGCUUUAUGCACAUCGCCUUGCCCCCCCCCCCGCCCCC